Molecule: messenger RNA, 1755 nt
Organism: Suhomyces tanzawaensis NRRL Y-17324
Lineage: Eukaryota; Fungi; Ascomycota; Pichiomycetes; Serinales; Debaryomycetaceae
Gene: GAP2
Product: amino acid permease
Exons: 1
Coding region: 1-1755 (584 amino acids)
Biological process (GO): amino acid transmembrane transport
Cellular component (GO): membrane
Molecular function (GO): amino acid transmembrane transporter activity
Source: RefSeq, a predicted model, not a curated record
AUGCCUGAAAAAGAGUUAAACUACAUCCGGAGCGCCAGCUCCUCCACCGAGAAAAACGGUGGGGUCCACAUAGACGCCUUCGAGCAACAAGACUCACAACAAUUAACUGGUUGGGCCAAGUUCAAGGACGGCUUCAAGAGAGCCGACGCCGGUGAGAUGGGCCUCGACCCAAACUUGUCCCAGGCGGAAAAGAUUGCCGUGAUGACUGCAAACUCUCCAUUGUCCAGAUCUCUUAAAAACAGACAUCUUCAGAUGAUUGCCAUUGGUGGAUCCAUUGGUACUGGUUUGUUUGUGGGUUCCGGUAGCUCUUUGAGAACUGGUGGUCCCGCUGGUAUGUUGAUUGCUUACAUCCUUAUCGGUACUAUGAUCUACUGUACCGUGCAGUCGCUUGGUGAAUUGGCUAUUACUUUCCCUGUUUCUGGUGCUUUCGUCACCUACAACUCUAGAUUCAUUGACCCUUCUUGGGGUUUUGCCAUGGCCUGGAACUACGCCUUGCAAUGGAUCGUGGUGUUGCCUUUGGAGUUGGUGGCAGCUGCCAUCACAUGUAAGUACUGGAAUCAGGACCUUAACUCUGCGGCUCUAGUGGUGAUCUUUUACGUGUUGAUUGUGGCCAUUAACUUCUUUGGAGUUAGAGGUUACGGUGAAGCCGAGUUUGUCUUUUCCAUCAUCAAGGUCUUGGCCGUUACUGGUUUCAUUAUUUUGGGUAUCGUGCUUGUCUGCGGUGGUGGUCCAAGAGGUGGCUACAUCGGUGGUGCCCACUGGCACAACCCUGGUGCCUUUGCCAACGGUUUCAAGGGUGUCUGUUCCGUCUUUGUUACUGCCGCUUUCGCUUUCAGUGGUACUGAAUUGGUUGGUCUUGCCGCUGCUGAAACUGCCAACCCUAGAAAAUCUUUACCAAAGGCUACCAAGCAAGUUUUCUGGAGAAUCACCUUGUUCUACGUCAUUUCCUUGACCUUGAUUGGUUUGUUGGUUCCAUACAAUGACAAGAGAUUGUUUGCUUCUUCCUCUGUCGAUGCCAGUGCCUCUCCAUUCGUUCUUUCCAUUGUCAAUGCCGGUAUCAAGGGUUUGCCAUCUGUGAUGAACGUCGUUAUUAUGAUUGCUGUUCUUUCCGUCGGUAACUCCUCCGUUUACGGUGCUUCCAGAACCUUGGCCGCCUUGGCUGCUUCCAACCAGGCUCCAAAGAUCUUGGGUUACAUCGACAAGCAAGGUAGACCAUUGGUUGGUAUUAUCGUACAAUGUGUCUUUGGUUUGUUAUGUUUCAUCACUGGCUCUGACAAGUCUGGUGAUGUUUUCAACUGGUUGUUGGCCCUUUCUGGUUUGUCCUCCAUCUUCACCUGGGGUUCCAUUAACUUCGCCUUGAUCAGAUUCAGAAGAGCUCUUCACGUUAAGGGUAGAGACACUUCUGAAAUCAGUUGGACUUCGCAAGUUGGUGUUUACGGUGCUUUCUACGGUCUUGGUAUGAACAUCAUCGUUUUGAUUGCUCAAUUCUGGAUCGCCGUCUGGCCUUUGGGUGACAAGCCAAACGCCGAGAACUUCUUCAUGUCAUACUUGAGUGCCCCUGUCGUCUUAGUGUUCUACCUCGGACACAAGAUCGUCACUAAGAACUGGACAUUCUACAUCAGAGCCAGAGACAUCGAUAUCGACACUGGUAGAAGAGAAUUGGACUUGGACUUGCUCAAGCAAGAAAUUGCCGAAGAAAAGGAGUUCCUUGCUUCCCAACCAUUUUACAAAAGAGUGUGGAAUUUCUGGUGUUAA